Messenger RNA from Ictalurus punctatus (channel catfish), 1847 nucleotides. It is a transcript of the gene isy1, whose product is annotated as ISY1 splicing factor homolog. The record is from RefSeq and is a predicted model, not a curated record. Bases 77 to 931 code for a protein of 284 amino acids. Gene Ontology annotation, cellular component: catalytic step 2 spliceosome; post-spliceosomal complex; post-mRNA release spliceosomal complex. The transcript is spliced from 11 exons. Gene Ontology annotation, biological process: mRNA 3'-splice site recognition; generation of catalytic spliceosome for second transesterification step. Lineage: Eukaryota; Metazoa; Chordata; Actinopteri; Siluriformes; Ictaluridae.
CACGGAAGUGGUUGGUUGCGUCAUAUUUUGGCGUCGUCGCGCUCGUACGUGUAGGUCUCUGCUCUGAAACCCAACCAUGGCUCGAAACGCAGAAAAGGCCAUGACGGCCUUGGCCAGGUUUCGUCAAGCUCAACUAGAAGAAGGGAAAGUGAAGGAGAGACGGCCAUAUCUUGCCUCAGAAUGCAACGAAUUGCCUAAAGCAGAGAAGUGGAGACGGCAGAUCAUCAGUGAGAUUUCAAAGAAGGUGGCACAAAUUCAGAACGCUGGAUUAGGGGAAUUCAAGAUCCGAGACAUGAAUGAUGAAAUUAACAAGCUUCUCCGUGAGAAGGGCCACUGGGAGGUUCGAAUCAAAGAACUGGGAGGCCCUGACUAUGCAAGAAUCGGGCCGAAGAUGCUGGAUCACGAGGGCAAAGAAGUGCCAGGAAACAGAGGCUACAAAUAUUUUGGUGCCGCAAAAGAACUACCUGGAGUCAGAGAGCUAUUUGAAAAAGAACCUGUACCACCACCCAGAAAAACAAGGGGUGAGCUAAUGAAGGACAUCGAUGCUGAGUAUUAUGGCUACCGAGAUGAGGACGACGGUGUGUUAGUGCCCUUGGAACAAGAAUAUGAGAAACAAGCAAUAGCAGAGGCUGUUGAGAAGUGGAAAGCAGAAAAAGAGGCUCGUUUGGCUGGGGGUGGAGGGGCGAAGGAGGUGGAAGAAGAGGAGGAAUACAUAUAUGCUGUCAAAGAUGAUGAGUCUGAUGAUGAGAUGAGGGAUCCGAUGGAGGGGGAGGAUGGAGCACAAACGUUUAUUGCUCAUGUACCUGUGCCAUCACAGAAAGAGAUUGAAGAAGCCUUGGUCAGAAGAAAGAAGAUGGAGCUGCUCCAGAAGUACGCCAGCGAGAGCUUAAUGGCACAAAGUGAAGAAGCUAAAGCGCUGCUCGGCUUGUAACGAUACCCGUCUUCGUGUAUGGGCAUCAGGAUUUUUACCAUCAAGCAAGUUCAUGCGUUUAAUUCUUUUGAGGGGGUUCAGGUGAUGAAUUGUAAAUGUGUAUGUCAUUCAAAAACUGGAACCCUUGAAUCCAUUUUGAUGUGCACUUGACUAACUCCACAAAACUGGUAAGAUGCAUUGCAGUGGCUCAUAUAUGCCAAUACAUCUGACAUUUCUGUUUAUGAGAGGAGUGUUUUUACGAUGUGAUUAUACCACCAUUUCCAAAUGUCAAACACUCUAUAUAGCCAAAAAGUUGGGGACACCUGACCAUCACACCCGUAUUGAACAUCCCAUUUCAGAUUUAGUCUCCCUUUGCUGUUAUAAUAACCUCCACUAUUCUACGAAGGCUUUCCACUAGAUUUUGGAAUGUGGUUGUGGGGGUUUGUCCGUUCAUCCACAACAGCAUUAAUGAGGGCAGGCACUGAUGUUGGGUGAGGAGGCCUGUGAUGCAGUUGGUGUUCCAGUUCAUCCCAAAGGUGUUCAGUGGGGUUGAGGUUGGAGCUCUGUGCAGGCCACUCGAGUUCUUCUUCACCAGCCUUGUCUUUAUGGAACCAGCCAUGUCUUUAUUGAGCUCACUUUGUGCACAGGGUAAUUUUCAUGCUGGAACAGGUUUGAGCCUCUUAGUUCCAGUGAAAGCAAAUUGUUAUGCUACAGCAUACAAAGACAUUCUAUAUGAUUGUGUGCUUCCAACUUUGUGGCGACAGUUUGGAGAAGCCCAAAUAUGGGUUGUGGUGUUCCGGUGUCCGCAUACUUUUGGCCAUAUAGUGUGUUUUCGGGGAAUAUGCUGUUGAGUAUAAACAUGAGCAAACAGUUACUUGUAAAUAUGUUUUGUAUACAAUGCUUAAAUUUUUUGGACCAGUAAAAUUUUUCUACACAA